This is a messenger RNA of Selaginella moellendorffii, 3890 nucleotides long. RefSeq names its product sensor histidine kinase AruS. NCBI's taxonomy places the organism in Eukaryota, Viridiplantae, Streptophyta, Lycopodiopsida, Selaginellales, Selaginellaceae. The transcript has 8 exons. Gene Ontology annotation, biological process: phosphorelay signal transduction system; phosphorylation. Gene Ontology annotation, molecular function: phosphorelay sensor kinase activity. The record is from RefSeq and is a predicted model, not a curated record. Bases 302 to 2698 code for a protein of 798 amino acids.
UCCAUUCUUUUAGAAGAAAGAAAACCGCGAAGCUAUGUAUCCGUUAAACCAUUCGAACCGAAAAAUCUUGGUCGCAUCGUCUUCUCGCGAAGCCCUAAGGACGUGUGCUAGGGUUUCUCGAUUCUCCGCCCAGGUAUGAUCGCGAUGAUCCCUCCAUCGCUCGCUGGAUUCCACCGCUGGUGCGAUUGGCGGAUCGCGCGCUAGAGCGGCCGCGAUUGUCUCGCAAGGCAGAGAAUGCGGGUGGGGGAUUAGCUCUCCUUGGAUUGAGGCAGUGCCAGAGAAGGAUGCCAGGGUGAAGAUUAUGGCCAAUGGUCGGGGGCUGAUUGAUAUCCAGGAUCUGUGCUCCAGUGCAGCUUCUCGCGCUCAGGGAUUUGCUGCCAGUUCCUUCAAAUGCAUCGUGGCUCAUGUCAAGCGCCCGCGAUGCCUGGCGUCUUUCCUGGCCUGGAACCUGGGAUUGACGGCGCUGGAGAUCGCGCUCGGGGCAGCAACGUUUGAGAUGUCGGCACCACCGCUCCAGAAGCAAAUCGUCAAGGUGAUCGUCUUCCCACUCUAUCUCCCUCAUGCGGUGGGCUUCGCAGUGGCUUGCAAGAAAGGAUGCUUCGUUCUCCUGGGAAACUUUGCUGGGCUCUUCGGCGUCAGGCUCUACUUCACGGACAGGGGCGCGGAAGGCCUGAAUUUCUUGAAGUCGGUGGUUCUUUUGGGGGCUGCUACUCUCAGGACGCUCGAGGUCCACUUUUGCAGCUGGAUGGUGCGUAGAUUUUUGUGCUCCGAGACCAGGCUGAUACCGACGAUCGAAUCACUUGGGGAUGCUCUGUGGUACUUCCUCGUCACCUGCUUUCUCUCGGCACCUUUCGAGGCAACCAUAGCUUUGAUCGAGUGUGUCGGGCGCAUGGUGCCGUGGAAGGAGUUUACAAUCUGCUGGGCAACAUGGUGGCUGGGUGUGGUAGCUGCCUCCAUCACGGUGUCACCUUUCGUUCUCCACAGCUUCGUGUGGCAGCCCAAGCCGGGGAUGUUUAGGCCGGGGAAGAUUGUGGAGAUUUUUUUGGUCGGGUUCAUCACCGUGCUGCUGCUGAUAACAGUCUACACGCUCGUCAUUCCUACGUACGUGAAGCCGCUGCCUUAUCUUCUCUUUCCAGUCAUCGUCUACAGUGCUUUCCGCUUCAACCGGAUGGGAUGGGCCUUCAUCUUGUGCGGGAUCUCCCUGUUUUGCACUUGGUCGACCGUGAAAAAGAAGGGUGCUCUCUACAAUAUCUCUGGAGGUGGCCCAACCGUGGAACCGCGGAUUGUCAUGCAGGUAGAGCUUUUUGUAUCUGUUAGCUCAGCUGUAGCUGUGUCACUUGCGGCUGCUGUCAGGGAGAAGCAUCAAUUAGCUAAAAAGCUUGAGAAGCUCAAUGAGGAGCUUGAAAGUUUAGUGCUCCAGAGAACGCAUCAGCUCGUCAAGGCAAAUGAAGAGUUACAGACGUCGAAGCAAGCAGCAGAACUGGCGAGCCAAGCCAAGUCCGAUUUCCUUGCCAACAUGAGUCAUGAGAUCAGAACUCCUAUUCACGGAAUACUUGGAAUGUCAGCGUUGGUGCUUGGAACUUCUCUCACAGAUGAGCAGAAGGAGAACAUGACCACCGUCAGCGAGUGUGCCGAGUUGCUCCUGCAUAUCAUCAACAGCAUUUUGGACCUGGGGAAAAUCGAGGCUGGCCGUUUUGAAGUGGAGUUGAUAUCUUUUAAUCUUCAUCACGUCCUGAAGAGCACUGUGCACAUUCUACAGCCGCGUGCGCAGGCACACAACCUUCGGCUGAGCUAUGAAAUCGACAGCGCUGUGCCCGAGUUUCUGGUCGGGGACUCGGGAAAGUUGAGGCAGUGCCUGUUGAACUUAGUUGGAAAUGCUCUGAAAUUCACACCCGAUGGCGAGGUCCGAGUUGAGGUUUCGGUUCACAGGUUCGGAAUGCAAGACGAUUCGGUUCUCAUUCUUUACAAGAUAUCGGAUAGUGGGAUUGGCAUCAGCAAAAACAAGCUCAAGGAUGUCUUCAAGCCCUUCACUCAAGCGGAUGCUUCGAUUUCUCGCUUAUAUGGUGGAACAGGACUCGGUCUCUGCGUGGUACAGAGAUUUGUAGAGCUGAUGGGAGGUCACAUACUGGUGGAAAGCGAAUAUGGAAAAGGCAGUAGUUUUUACAUCGUUUUGCCUUACCUCUUGAACAAGGAGGGCGCUGCCCAGGAAGAGCCGAGACUACGCAGGGAAAACCUCGUCAAGGACCCGAGCAUUGUACAAGAGGCAGAAAUAUCGGUUGACGUAACCAAGCGCAUACUCUUGGUGGAGGACAACCUUGUGAAUCAGAAGGUUGCGUCUAGACUCCUCCAAAAGCAUGGCCACAUUGUGACCGUUGUGGGGGAUGGAGUCCAAGCGAUAGCGGCCGUGGACGCAAACCGGGACAACAUUGAUUUGAUCCUCAUGGACAUCCAGAUGCCGAUCAUGGAUGGAUUGGAAGCAACUCGUAGAAUACGGGAACAGGAAGCCAGGGAUGGUCUGAGAAAAAUGCCCAUAAUCGGGUUAACAGCGCAUGCCAUGCGUGGAUACGAGGAUACAUGUUUUUCAGCGGGAAUGGACAGUUACAUGGGGAAGCCUUUUGAGAUUCGCAAGCUUUUAGCUGCCAUCGAGAUGGUUGCCACUGGCAAGCAAGAAAUCCACAUCGACGUUCCGGAAGAAUAAGUUUCGAGGAAGCCAACUUAUCAUUUAUCAUCUCAAGGAUCCAGACAGAGGGAGCUAGCCUUUAAACUGAUCCUUGGCGGCUCUCAACGACGCCAGCAGCUCAACCGGAUCGCUCUCUCCCAUAUGGACUUGGAACUCCUUCACGUUAACACGCAUGAAGGGAUUGGUCUGGAGCUCCUCUCGGAUGGUUGACGGGACCGUAGGCUUGUGAUUCCGACGCUGCUCUUCCGUCCAGGCAACCUUCUGCUUAAGAGCAUCAUUGUGGGGAUCGACAGACAUGGCGAACUUCAAGUUCUUGGCGGUAUACUGCAAGGGUGGAUUCGAAACGCUGAGAGACGGAAAGUAUACAAGAAGUGGAAGACAGACCUCGUGUCCGCAGAAGACUCGAGUAGCCGGAGGCAACUCGGCUAGAACUUCGGACAGAGAGUGGUACAUAUCCUGAGCUUUGCCUUCGAAGAACUUGCCACAGCCGGCGACGAACUGCGCAGCGCAAAUUCUAAGACUACCAAGAAAGAAAAGACAGGAAGUACCAGAGUGUCGCCAGUAAAGACGGCAGGAUCUCCAGACUUGUGGGUGACAAAGUAGCUGAUAUGGCCCUUGGUAUGGCUACGAAUGCCAAGAGCAGCUCUCUCAGCAUCACAGACGAGAAGAAAAGAGAGGACAUUUUACCAUGGAGUGUGGAGGGCCUUGAUCUUCACAUCCUUGGACAGCUCAAGCUCCGCUCCGUGCUCCAGAGGAUCCGUGCAGCCUUCCACAUUAUCCUUGGCACCACCGAAGACUUUGAUCCCUGGGACGAGCUUCUUGAUCUCGUUGUUACCUCCAGCGUGGUCCCUGGUAGAAAAGCUUUCUUGCGGAGGAAAGAAUGGAAAGCUAGCUCUACCAGUGCUUGUGGGUGGUGAGAACCAUGGUCACUUGGGCUCCAUGCUUCUUGGCUGCCGAUAAAACGCUCUCGGGUUUCACGGGAUCAACCGCCGCUGCCUGCUUGCUCGCUCCAUCGAUUAUCCUGAUCAAUCAAUCCAGGGAACUUUCGUCAAAGCACUCACUCUCGAGAGCUUACAGAUAGGCGUAAUUGUCGUCCAAACAAGGCACCGGUAUCACCUCCAUUCUUCCUUCGUUUGUUCCCAAAGAGGGUUUUUCUCCUUCUCUUGAACGAGUCACGCUAAUACAAAUGGCACUGCCAGAACAUUUCAUC